Messenger RNA from Diatraea saccharalis (sugarcane borer), 2804 nucleotides. The record is from the annotation of a GenBank genome assembly. Lineage: Eukaryota; Metazoa; Arthropoda; Insecta; Lepidoptera; Crambidae.
GGAUUUUUUUCGCGCCGGCGCGAAACGCGGUCAUUUGCUAUUUCCUGUACCACACGUACUUAUUUACCUUUUUGCUGUACAUUCAUAGCUUAUUUAAUUUUCUAAUAUUGUACCGAUAAUUUGAAGAUGAUUUCGGUUCGCGACAUAAAUUUGAAUUUUAUAGGUGUUAGGUAAAAUAAUGUGUCGGCAACUUAGUUGUAGUUAGAUAAACAGUGUGUAAAUACUGAAUGUGUUUAAAUUGUGCUGAGCUUGUGAGCGAACGUUUUAUCAUCAGAUAAAAUGGGUUCCAUCGUUCUUAAGAGUCUGUCGGUCCUUUUGGGAGUGUUUUUUAUAUUUGUCGGUAUAACGAAACUGACCCCAUUUAUUUCUAAGGAACUGCAUAAAGAUUUGAGAAAAGAAUAUGUGAGAUAUGCGAAAGUGUUCCCGUUCACGGAAAUGUUGGAUUUAAAAUUACCAUCGAAAUGGUACCGGAGGACGGUUGGAGCCUUGGAGAUCAUUUUUGGAUUAGUUCUUGCACUGAUACCUAGUCAUAAGUUGAAAAACAUUGCCAACGUGGGGUUGGUACUGUUGAUGAUCUUAGCAGCGUACUCGCAUAUAAUGGUAGGCGACCCCUUCGACCGCUGUGCCCCAGCGUUAGUCUUCUUCUUCAUGUUGAGCGGCCGGCUCGUGGUAUGGUAUCAAACGAGCCGCCGAGAAGAACUUGAAAAGGUAGCAGCCACUCAAAAUGGGAACGGAUUGAAGAGGGAUUAAAUUUUACACAUACCUACAUAAUUUUAGUCUGGCAGUAACAUAAUUAUUAACAAUAUUUAAUUUACACAUCAAUUAAAAAAGGUCCCUAGCCAUAAAAGCUCAUAGGAUGGCCGUAUACGGCACCGUGUACAUCACUCAAAUGUUAGAAUGUUUGAAAAAUAAUAGGGUGAAUGAUAUUUAAAAACCGAUCACUGAGCUGUGAUUUUUCUAGUCAACUUUUAUUAUUUUAGUCAUCGUAUAUGAUAUACUUGAAAUAGAAAAUCAUUUGAUACUAUAAGUAUGCUGUAAGUGUAAGUCAGGGGUUCCUAAACUCUUCGUGAUUAAUUAGGAAAAAUAUCCAAGGAGAAUAUUAUCCAUCAUCCAAACCUCUUGAAGCCAGGCACGUCAGGGGUGCGACCGCCUAGCGCUAUUUGAUAUUUGUAUGGAAACGUAAGUUACAAGAGGGCCUAAAAUCAUGUUACCCUCGAGAUGGUAACCCUUACGGAAUACGUAUUACUCUCUGGUUAGGAAUCACUGCUGUGAGUAAAUGUUUUUGUACUAGUUUGUGAGAAACUGCGCCAAUAAUUAUAAAUUUGUACUUAAUCAUCACAAACCUAAUUAAUAAUUACUUACGAAUUAAAUAAUUCAUUAUAUUAUUUAAUUAAUAUCAUCUUUAGGUGACCUCGUUUUGAGAAAAUAUGCUAGUAAUUCGUUUUCCAAAAGUGAUAUUAAUUUAAGAAUCAUGUGCUAGGUUCAUUUUGUAUGAGAGUCUGUGUCGUUAAUUGGGAUGACGACUAAUAUUUGUUUGUUCGUCCGUCGUAAUUUAUUAUACGUAUUUUUUUAUUUCUUGUGUAAUCAAUAAAUUACGGUAAUACAUUGAUUUGAAAUGUCGCAUGACGUCAUGUUUUUGUGCAUUUUCUACAAAACUAUGACGUAGCGAGCCCUCACUCCUCAGCUUUAAUGCCUAUAAUCUAAGCCAUUUCUUGUUCAAAUUGAAGCAAAAAAUACGUAUAUUAUAUUUUUGUAUUAUCUGACUGACAGAAAAAGAACUUAUUUUUUUUACCCAAUCGUCAUCCCUAUUUUGUCUGUAUGUCCAUUGGUAGCUUUAAAUAAUGCUAUUUCGCAAAAUAUAUUGUUUUUUGUAACAACGCAAAUUUCUAGUGGUAAAUAUGAUUUGCUCAAUAAGUAGGUAUGCACCUACUUAAAAAAUACUAAUACUAACAUUCAAAUAUUUUUUUUAUUGCUUUAAAAACAAAAUAGGAAGACUGACGUUAACGUUUAAAAAUAACAGGUUAUAAUGGGACAGUCUGGUUUAAAUCGGAAAUAGACCGACAAGGUGAUAAUGCGUCUGCUAGAUCGUAAACGAACAUUUACCAGCGUAGCGCCCCCAUUAUAAAAAAAAACUCAAAAUAUUUAUUAAGAUACAAUACCUAUAUGGAUAUUUGAAAAUAAUACUCAGCACUUACUUUUAUAUUAGCUAUUUACCAAUAAUUUUGAAAUUAUUGACAGAAUUAUAAUAUUAAAAAAACUUUAUGCAAGUAUUAUUGCAUAACGUUUUUUUACCGACUCUAACGGUGGUUUUGCUAUCUUUGUAGUUUCCCUGUCGGUACGAUUCCCUGUCGGUUUGACUGUGUAAAAAAAAUACUUUUCUAUUAAUUUGGAUGAUCUUUUAGUAUUGAAAUAAAUCUAACAGAGGAUCCCUCAAGUCUCACGAUAUAUAUGUCGGAGUAUUCCGAAGUAUAUACUUGUCAGUUCAGAUGAUACGCGGCCACGACGCUACAUCUUCCUUAAGACAUGCACCGACCCUUAAAUUUCCAUAAUAUGCGAAAUAAUUUUUUAUGGAAUCCAUUAAUUUAAGCCGAUGUGGAUUUUCAAUAUACUGUCAUGUAUACCUAUUUUAUUUCUAUAAAAAACUGGAAACUUUAAAAUAUGUUGUUAAAAUGAAAAUUUUCCUAGACAGGGCUACCUUAGAUUAUAUAAUAUUCAUAUAUGAAUAAUUGAUUAUUCAUUUCACUGUAUGUGUGGUGCGUGAACGUGAGAUUUCGUUAAUAAGAUGUCUUUGAAUAAACUUAAUG